This is a messenger RNA of Lotus japonicus, 1112 nucleotides long. Its product is annotated as peroxisomal membrane protein 13-like. Gene Ontology annotation, biological process: protein import into peroxisome matrix, docking. The transcript is spliced from 6 exons. Gene Ontology annotation, cellular component: peroxisome; peroxisomal importomer complex; peroxisomal membrane. Bases 62 to 922 code for a protein of 286 amino acids. NCBI's taxonomy places the organism in Eukaryota, Viridiplantae, Streptophyta, Magnoliopsida, Fabales, Fabaceae. The record is from RefSeq and is a predicted model, not a curated record.
AACGCAAUGCAAAAAAACAUGAAUCAUUAGGAGCUUAUGCUGAUUGUUCUCAAUUCCCUCAAUGGAACCAAAGUCCCAACCUUCAGGUAAUAGUCCUCCGCCGAAACCGUGGGAGCGAGCACCCUCCUCAUCUGGCCCUGCACCUUUUAGACCUCCAUCAGCUGGUAAUACAAGUGAUGUUGUUGAGGCUUCAGGGACUGCAAAGCCAGGGGAAAUAGUUUCUAAUUCUGAUUACAAUGCAACCAUCAAUAGCAGCAAUACACUUGGGAGACCCCUUCCCACAAGACCAUGGGAGCAGAAUUAUGGAAAUAGUACCUAUGGAGGUUAUGGUUCCACAAUGAAUUAUAAUUCUGGAUAUGGGUCUGGAAUGUAUGGAUCUUACGGUGGAGCGGGAGGGUUGUAUGGAAACAACAUGUACAGAGGAGGGGCUGGGGGGCUUUAUGGGUCAUCUGGGAUGUAUGGAGGUGGAAUGUAUAACAGUGGCUUUGGUGGUCCAAUGGGUGGUGGUUAUGGUGUCGGCGGUGCUCCUUUUGGAGCUGAAGAUCCCAAUAAUCCAUAUGGUGCUCCUUCAUCGCCUCCAGGAUUUUGGAUUUCUUUUCUUCAUGUGAUGCAAGGUGUUGUUAACUUCUUUGGUCGUAUUUCCACUCUCAUAGACCAGAACGCACAGGCUUUUCAUAUGUUCAUGACCGCACUUCUUCAGCUUUUUGAUCGUUCUGGUGUAUUAUAUGGAGAGCUAGCUAGAUUUGUGUUGCGGUUGCUUGGAAUCAGAGCUAAACCCAAGAAGAUUAACCCACCAGGUCCCAAUGGACUUCCACUGUCUGCGCCGCACAACUCCUCGGUAGGGAACUACAUUGGAGGAACAAAAGCUGCUCCAAGUGGUCCAUGGGACAACUUGUGGGAAAAUGACACCAGCAAACGAUGAUGUGAAAUUGUUUUUCUUAUAGAGUCCAAAUACAAGCACAUGGGAGUUAAGAACCGAGGGGUAGGAUUAGGAAUCUGAAUGAAGAUACUGAAAGAUGUGAAACUCAUACUUAUCUCAGACUUAAUGUUCAGUAUACUUUGCUUAGAUUGGUUCAUUCUGCUUAGAUUGCUUAAAACUUAAAAGGGUUGCU